Micropterus dolomieu (smallmouth bass) is the source of this 1331-nucleotide messenger RNA. Its product is annotated as coxsackievirus and adenovirus receptor homolog. The coding region runs from base 9 to 491 and encodes 160 amino acids. The transcript has 3 exons. The record is from RefSeq and is a predicted model, not a curated record. Lineage: Eukaryota; Metazoa; Chordata; Actinopteri; Centrarchiformes; Centrarchidae.
CAGCUGAUAUGAUCCUUCUCUCCUGCAUCCUGAUCGCUCUUGUCGCUGCAUUUAAAGAACAGCCAGAGAUGGUAGUGAAUCCUGGACAGGACGUCCCUCUUCAGUGUCAGGGUCUCAGAGAUGCCUCCGUCACACUGUUAGAGUGGACCAGACCUGACCUGAAGUCAGACGGUUACGUGUUAUUUUACCGAAACGAGCGGCCGUAUGAAAACUACCAGCAUCCAUCUUUUCAUGGUCGAGUGGAGCUGAGAGAUCCAGAGAUGAAGGACGGAGACGCUUCUGUUGUCCUGAAGAACGUCACCUUCAACGACACUGGAACAUACGAGUGUCGGAUUGUAACCAACAGACGACAAGAGAUCAAGCACCUGAUCGACCUGAAGGUUACAGACUCAGCUGGAAACAUCUCGGAUGCAGGAUUCAUGGAUGGCCAAGAUAAAGUCUCACUCUUCUGCUCUGUCAUAGGUGGUCUUGUUCUGUCAUUAGUUGUAUGAUUUGUAUAGUAUAUAUUGUUUUAUUUCAUUUUAACUGUUACUAUAUUUUAAUUUAGGCCUACACUUAAUUAUAUGUUGUGUAUGUAGCAUUAAGGAACUACAAAUUUUGUUUCGUUAUACAGGCUUGUGCUGUACAAUGACUAAUAAAUUUGUUGUAAAUGUAAAGGACCCUAUUCGCAAACACCCAGCAACAGACCUGAUGAGCAGAUAAAAUGGUAAAAUGGUAAAAUAAAGGUAUAAUAAACAAAACAAAAAAUAUAUACCCUGCACUCCUUGGUCAUUAGAGCUCCCCAAAGUCCAGACCUGAAGGUAACUAGCUAUCUAGUUAUAGGUGUACACUGGGGACAUGUCCCCACUUCUUUUUGUGAAAAAUGUACUGAAAAAUAGUAUUCAAAAACAAAUGUUAAAUAACAAAUGUAAGUGCUAUCAGAAAGUUUUUUGGCACGAGAGUGUUUAAUGCUCAAAAUCAUCUGGGGAGGACCCCCCGAACCCCCAAUCGUAUAUUUCAUCAAUGAAUAUUUAUUUUAAAUAGUAUUAAAAUAUCUCCUAGUCUUGUUCUUGUGACCCCAAUAUUCUCCAUUGUCACGUCUCGGGCAAUUGUGUGUUUUGUCACAACUGUACUCUGAGCCCUUAAAUGUCCCCACCACUUUUCAACACAAAGUGACACCCUUGUAUCUAGUUUGUCUAUCCAAAUGUUUUAUACUGAUCAUUUUAGGAUGGUAAGGAUUGUGAUGAUCUGUGUUUGUUCAGAAUACGCCUACACUACAAGCUUUGAAUAUAAACUGUAAUGCUCUUUUACUCACUUUGUAAUACUCUGAAUGCAUCAUGAUGGCCAUCAAA